AUGGCCGGCCCCUUGAAGAAGCGCGGCAUGCCGGCACUGGGGUGGUGGCUCAUGGCUGUCGGCACCUUCCGCUCCGCCUUCACCUGGUCGUGCUUCUUCGGCUCCUCGUCGCUCUGCUCGGCCACCUUCUCCGAGAUACAGGUGAGCAGCGUGCAUGGGCGCACGGUUGCGGUGUGGACGCUGCUGUCGUGCACGCUCUGCUUCCUGUGCGCCUUCAACCUCCACAGCAAUCCACUGUACCUAGCCACCUUCCUGUCCUUCGUCUACGCCAUCGGCUACCUGAGCGUCGAGUGCGUGGUGUACCACGCCAUCAGUGCAGCUAGUCUCGUCCCGUUCACCUUCAUCGCAGGGACAUCCAUGUUCUGGAUGCUACUUCAGUGGAACUCGGAUGGCGAUGGCCCCAGUCUGCGUGGGGCAACUUCCAAGCAGCCCUGA
Molecule: messenger RNA, 435 nt
Organism: Miscanthus lutarioriparius
Lineage: Eukaryota; Viridiplantae; Streptophyta; Magnoliopsida; Poales; Poaceae
Source: the annotation of a GenBank genome assembly